AAGGCGCUUUAUUUUUUAUUACUGAUUGGAUUGCUCGGCCGCUUGUCUUCCAUGUCAUUGGCCUAAUCACACCGCACAUCAAAGACGGCCGCGCUCCCAUGACUCGAUCGGCACGGCGGUAGUGUUGCUGCCUGACAGCACUUGCAGCGAGAGACCCGGGUUCGAUCCCAACUAACGGUGCUUGUCUGCUCGGCGUCUGUACGUUCUCCCCGUGACCUGUGUCGUUUUUCUCCGAGAUCUUCGGUUUCCAAAGACUUAAUUGGCUGGGUAUAAGUGUACAUUGUCCCCAGUGUAUGUGUAUUGGGCAGUGUUAAUAUGCGGGGAUCGCACGAACUCGGUGGGCCGAAGACUAAACUAAACUAAUCUGGCCAUCGCUGUUAAGCCCGCCCUCAUCCGCAGCUUGUACAGAACACGCUGGGACGACGUGGCCGGCGUCUGACUGGGGAAGGGCAGCUGUCAAUGAGCUGCGUGUAGGUGUCCGCCUCUCGCCGCUCCCCGCUCCACACGGAUUCCCGCAAACCUCCGGCAAGGGCGUGUGAUACGUUGAACCGUUUCAACUUGGUUGGAACUUGCUGCCUGGCGCGAGCCGCUGGGAAAGUCCGUUGUCAUAGACAAUCCGAAAUUGUGGGCAUCAUCUCGUCUGCUGUGAUUCUAUGGUCCUUAUCCAAAUCAGCGCCCUGGAGGUGCAGACUUUAACUCGACUGUUAACCAAGGCAGCCAUUUAUUGUCGGACAGAAAUCUUUAAACCUUGGGCUGGUGACGUUUUAUCGUUUUUUAAUAUUUGUUCUACGUAACCAUUUCCCGCCCCCCCGCGCAUACACAUCGCCUCCCUGCGUGACCCCCAUACCGUGGAAAGAAAAUGGAGGCCAAAGCUUUAUGCAAAGGAGACGGAGCUUGUAACGCAGUGGCCCCGGAACCUCAUCGGCUACGUGGUAUUGGGAACAGGGAGCACUCCAGGAAUUCUAGGCCUCGAGGGGAAAGACCCAACAUCAACAAUGAGGAAUACGAGGACUCCGAGGCUGAGCAGUAUAGGGAUGGUCGGAGUGAGGAAGUGAACUGGGAGGCCAAGGUUCAAGCGUAUGCUUGGUGCAAGGAGUUUCUUGCGGGAUCCUGGAAGUUCAUUACUGUGGAUGAGUUUCAGAUCUCAAUCGUCAGUGGAGGCCUCAGUAACCUCUUGUAUCUCUGCACACUGCCAGAUCAUGUGCUGAGUGUGGGCGAUGAACCUCACCAGGUACUGCUGCGGGUUUAUGGCGCCAUCCUGCAGGGUGUGGAUUCUCUGGUACUGGAGAGCGUGAUGUUUGCUGUAUUGGCAGAACGUGCCUUGGGACCAAGAUUAUAUGGAGUGUUUCCGCGGGGACGUUUGGAGCAAUACAUUCCAAGCCGUCGACUGCUGACUGAAGAGUUGGGACUUCCAGAUAUUUCAGCAGAGAUAGCAGUAAAAAUGUCUCGAUUCCACGGAAUGGUCAUGCCCUUCAACAAAGAACCAAAGUGGCUGUUUGAGACUAUGGACAGGUAUCUCAAGCAGAUAAUGGGAUUGACAUUCGUCAGAGAGACACAUGUGAAAAAGUUUAAUAAACUGAAGACUUUCAACCUGCCAGGAGAGUUGGCGAGUUUAAAGUCGCUUCUUGAAGCCACGUGGUCACCUGUGGUUUUUUGUCAUAAUGAUGUACAGGAAGGUAAUAUUCUCUAUUUGGCGGACAAAGACGCAACAUCCACAGAUAAAUUGAUGCUGAUUGACUUUGAGUACAGCAGCUACAACUACAGGGGCUUUGACAUUGGAAAUCACUUCUGUGAAUGGAUGUAUGACUACACUUAUGAUCAGUGGCCUUUCUUCAAAGCUAAUAUGGAGAAUUAUCCCAACCGACAGCAGCAGCUUCACUUCAUCAGACAUUACCUUUCUGAAUAUUCGGGGAAUAAAGGGGACUCGGUGCAUGAUGAUCAGUUGAAAAUUGAAGAAGAGAUGAUCAUUGAGAUCAACAGGUAUGCCCUAGCCUCUCACUACCUGUGGGCACUCUGGGCUAUUAUACAAGCAAAGCUUUCCACAAUUGAGUUCGGUUACAUGGAUUAUGCCCUGUAUAGACUGGAAGCCUACUUUGAUCAGAAGAGAAUACUUGGUUGACUUGCUGUAGAGUGCUAGCACUGCUUGGAAUUUAGCACGUUUCUGUUAUUAAUUAUUUUAAAAAAUUGCAUUUCGCUUCAAAUGAGUCCAGGACCAUUUUAAACCUAAUCAGUGACUGCACUUUGAAAUCACACAAAUGUAGAUCGAUGAACUCGAAUCACAGACUAAAAAUGGUGAUCAUGGACUUCUUGGAAGGGCUGUGGUUGAGAAAGUUAAUCUCCAGUCCUGUGAAACCCUGGGUCACAGAUGAUCGUGCAGGAGCUUGUAGCAAUAUGUUUCUUGUGUGAGUUCUUGUACUGUGUAUCUCCAUCCUCAUGCUCCAGCUGUCUCCCAACACAUCAACUACAAGGCUGGUUUUCCUUGUCACGACAGUGCUUUUAAGUAGCCGUUUGUGCUGGAUAUUUUGAUUAAGAUGGUCUGAUUGGACUGAUUAAGACCUUGUGGUUUACUUUGAUGAUUUAAGUUAAUGGUGUCUCUGGCAAAGCCAGCACUUGUCAUCCCUAAGUGCUAACAAACAGGUGACGAAAGAUUAUCUUGAAUGCUGCAAGGUAUUUCAAAGUUGUUAGGUAGGGUGUUCUAAGAUUUAAACAUAAUGGUAAAGAAGAAAUGACUCCACAUUAGCCAUUUAUUAGAAACAUAACCUGUGGGUGGUGUUCCAGUGCACCUGUUACCCUCUUUGUUUUUGAUGGAAGAGUUCACAUAACCACAGAAGUAAUUGGGUGUCGGUUUGAAUAUGCUUCCACACCAUUUGAUGAAAAUAAAAUGAGUACAGUUAAACAAUGCAAACUAGUUUGAUAUGUGGCAUAAUAUGUGGUAUAGAAUACUGUGCUGAGGUUGGUACAGUUGCAAGGAAGAUCUGCCCAGGUUCCUACUCAGGAAAGAUAAACAAAUAGUGGAAACUUGAUGAGAAAAAAUUCUCAAUAUUAUAAUUUCUCGGUAAUAUCAAUGGAUGGAGAAAGAAUUGUGUGUCAGUUCAAUGACUUACAUUUCUAAUUUUUCUCUCUCGGUUGCAUGACCUGCUUCCAUUCUUUUGUCCCUGCUUCUGAUCAUGAUUUAGAAAUGAAGAACAGUUGUUCACCUCGAUAAUUAAACUUUGCAUUAGCUCAUUCUAAGGACAUAUUUUGGUGUCACUCAUGCUACUAACCGUGUGUGUGUGUGUGUGUGUGUGUGUGCGUAUGUAUAUGUGUAUAGACAGACUCGUGUUAAGCACUGAAUGCUCGCUCAUUAACUCAAAUAAACAAGUACGAGUUGUUUAUUGAGUAAUACCAGUCUUCUUUCACUCUUAAUAUCAGGUUAAGGAAUUAUGCAUACGAGACAUUGUGCAAGUCUACAAUCAUUCCAGACCCUGUUCAAUAUGCUGGGAGUUUCACUCUUGUGAAACUUGUGUUUACAAAUUGAGUCUCUUCCUCUGGCUGUUCACCCUUCAACCAAUGGAAGCAAUAGUAACACCAUAAUUUGCUGCCCCAAUCGUUUGGCACCUGGUUCACACCGGCCUCAGUCCAUGCACUCUUCUUAAAGGGACCUGAGCCCACUGGAAAACUUGUUAUACCACUGUAUUGUGUAAUGUUUUUGUAAGUGAGUUGAGAGUUAACUGGAAUAACAUCCAAUUGUAUGAAAAAAUCUGCCACCCAGCUCUACCAAAGUCCCAAGUGUUCCAGAACCAUUUUACUGUUUUGUCAGUUACUAUGAUUUUUUUUCAUACCACCAGAUGCCAGAUAUGAGGUAGGGGUGGGAGAUGGGAAGCGUCACAUUAAAACUACGAUGAACAUCAGCUUGGCUCUUGCAGUCUACUCCUUAACCCCCCACCCCCACCCCCAUGCCCCAGCCUUUGUCAUUCCCAAGGUGUGGCAACUGAACAAAGGUUUUGCCAGAGUUUUUAUCAUAGCUUGUAGGGAAGAAAACAACAAGAUUUGGUGUCACCAAGCAAAUCAUUCCACCUGUCUUGGGAAGCAAAGAUCUGUCAGUUAAUCUAAUUUGGUCAUCCUUUCUAUGUCUCGUCCCAUUCAUUUUACAUCAUUAUUGACAUUAAAUAAAGUGGUGUGGUGUACAAUCAUUCAGUGUAUGUGUCAUAACUGUGACCUUCAGUGAAGCUUUAGUGGAUUAUUGAUUCAUAUUCAUCUUUGAGCUGGUAUUCCAUUCAGGUAACCAGCAUAUGUAAACCAUCUGAGCUAAACUUAUCCCAUCUCAAUUUCAUGGACUUGACAGAAUUGAAGCAAAUUCUGCGAGGAAGAAUUUUGUGACCACAUAUUUUAAAGUGGGAAUUGUACCAUUAUGUUUAUUCCAAUCAAUAGUAUAGAUUUUCUCUGCUCCACAUUCUCUGGAACACUGGCCAUUCAGCCCAAGAGAUUUGUACAAUGUUUUUCCUUCACAUCCACUGCUUCCAUCUUCUAAUUCCAACAAAUCCUGCAAUUUCUUUAACUUUUCUCAAUUCUCUACUCUCUGUUGCAGUUAUUUGUAGGGGUGAGUUACGCAUAAACAGGUUGAGUGAAGAAGUGUCCCCCAUGUUGUUCGAUGGGUUUGUGUUUGAUCAUAUUUGUGGUACUGGUUCUGAUUUCACUGAACAUUAAUUGGUACGUGACAAUAAACUGACCUUUGAUUUCACCCCAUUGGAAAACAAUGUCUCCAUUUAUACUGUCAAACCCUUGCGUGGUAAAGUUCAAAUGAUCUCUGUUAUAGAGAACAAAGCAUUGGCCAGUUGCAUCUUUGCUGAUUACAAACCUGAGAAGUAUUUUGCGUGAAAGCCUUGCUAAUCUUUGAAAAUUAACAAUUGUACACAACAUUUGUAGUUUAAUUUGAUCUUAACAUUUUCUAUACCUUCAGAAACUAAUCUUAAUACACUGAACACAGUAACAGUUAAGUUGUAAUUACUGUUCCCCUAACUCUAAUAUCACAUCUAUUUUAUUUUUCAUCUGUUAUGUUAUGUCUGGUAUCUUCACUUUUUUAUUCUACCUUCAUGUUUACCUACUUCUACAAUGCACAGGACUGACAGUUGGCUCGGGUCUGAGUGAAACCUGUUUGAUUUGUUUAAAAAUGAUUUGCAAGAAAAUAAAUUAUCUACCACUUACCAUCA
Messenger RNA from Leucoraja erinaceus (little skate), 5189 nucleotides. It is a transcript of the gene chkb, whose product is annotated as choline kinase beta. Gene Ontology annotation, biological process: CDP-choline pathway; phosphatidylethanolamine biosynthetic process. The coding region runs from base 860 to 2119 and encodes 419 amino acids. The record is from RefSeq and is a predicted model, not a curated record. Gene Ontology annotation, cellular component: cytoplasm. Lineage: Eukaryota; Metazoa; Chordata; Chondrichthyes; Rajiformes; Rajidae. The transcript has 11 exons. Gene Ontology annotation, molecular function: choline kinase activity; ethanolamine kinase activity.